Messenger RNA from Symbiodinium pilosum, 954 nucleotides. Lineage: Eukaryota; Dinophyceae; Suessiales; Symbiodiniaceae. The record is from the annotation of a GenBank genome assembly.
AUGCCUUCCCCUUACGCGGAGGGGAUGGGCCUGCCGGUAGGGUCCGAGCCAUAUGGCCUCUACAUGAACCAGACUAUCAGUCAGUGGUGCACGAACCCAACUCAGUCAAAGAUCACCAUCCUGGCUGAUGGGUUCUCGGCUGUGGAGCUCUUCCCCAACGUUACGGACUUGGCAAUUGGUGGCGUCGGCCGGCCAUACAAGGAAAUGGCCAAGGUCCGCUUGGCCAGGGAUGUGGUGUACCCCAUCCAGGGCAGAGGUGAGAUGGUGAGCCAAGUGGAAACGGCAUUUGCCUUGCCAGACCUCCUGGCAGGUAUGGCUCCGGAUGCCACAGCCCGUGGCUACUCAAUCACCUAUGGCCGCUCAUCUCAGACUAUCCGGACAUGUGCUUCAGUCUUUCUACUGGAGACUUGCGUCGACACGCCUUCAGAGCAGUUCUGUGGCUACUAUGGAGGUAACUGCAUGGUGCCCAAGAAGGACUCUUCUGGGGCUGUCCUGGUUCCGGAACAGCUGGAGCCUGCCAUUUGCUCGUACACCGCGAGGCUCUGCGGCGAAGAGGCGGAGGUCCAUGCCCAGCUGAAUGCAACAGCGAUGGGCAUCCAGGUGGCCAGUCAAGUACCCUGUGAUGCUUCCCUUGGCCUUCCCAACGGAACUCUCUGCAACAUCAUCGAGGCUCCAGGUGUGGAGCCGGGGACCAUGAAGGCGCGGGUCCUGGAGACCCCGCUGACCUUUACCACGGAGGCGCAAGCCCGUAACGACGAGGCGAUGGCGCAGGCUGAAUCAGCAAUAAAUAUCAUGAUCUACGUGACGAUUGGGCUUCAAGUUGUCCUCUUGGUGGUCAAUCUGGUCGCUGGCUUCUACAAUCUCCGGAAACACUUGCGUUCCAAGGAUGCCACCGCAACAACGGGAGGAGCUCCACCCACGCUGGCCGCUCACAAUCCCGAGUUCAAGGUUUAG